UUAGACUCCUGGCUAAAAGCAAAAGGCAAGACUCCUUCCAGGUUCAGACACCUAAUGUUCUUUGGUGCCCACCUCUCUGCCAAACAAAAGGGAAAGCAAAAGGAGCCAGCCACCAAGAGAUCCCUGUCAGUGGCAGAACUAACAGAACAGCAAGCACACAUGGCAGCUGAAUCAGAGGAUGUGUUGAGGCAGAAUCUGAACUUUGAUUCUGAGGAGGAGGAGGAGGAGGAGGAUAGAGAAGACAGUGGGAUACAGUCACAACUCCGGGACAUGCUGGAAGAGUGUACCACACUUUAUGAAGCUGGCUGUCCAGCACCCAGUAUAUUUUCAUGGCUUGAUGAGAUAGAGUCCAGUGUGUCCACUGCCCGGCGGUCAGCAGAGUAUUGGGUGGUCAGAGCCAAAGUGACCGAGGGGUCAGGAUCAGAAAAUGAUGUCUUGGAUGUGUUUGAAGAGGCAAUGAAGGCUGAUGCUAAGCCUCCUGAGCCAAUUGUUCAGGCCUUGCAGGAGUUCGUUCUGAGAAUGGAGGAAAGAUGCAAGGCCAAAGGUAUAGCCAUGACGCCACGGCAACCACUUCUAGAGAUAGGCAAUAUCAGUAAGGAUAAAACCACAACACCAAGCCAUCUACAGGUGAAGGAAGGAAAUGUGUUCGAGUCUUCUGCUAUCAAGUACUGCAUCAAAGAACAGACGCCUUAUUUUCAGAGGUUGAAAGCUGCAGUGUCCGAUUCCGUACAGUCUCCGAUACAGUUAUGUGCAAUUGUGACCCCUGUCAGAAGGUCAACACGGAAAAGUUGUGCUAACCUUCCCAGAAUGCUCCUGGAUCACGACACUGUAGUGUCCAGUGUCAGCGAUAUCCCAGAGGACAUGAAGGAAACCGUGCUGUUUAAACCAAACAAGGCACUAAAUAUGAAGUUAGAGGACAGCAUUGAGCAAGAGCAGCCAGUAGAGUCUCAAUAAGCUAUAGAUAAUAAUGUGUCUUUAGCUGAUUACAUAUGAAAUAUUGUGCUUUUUACUGGGACAUGGGUUUCUUUUUUUAUGUGGCACCCAUAAAUAUGCUUUUACAAAUAUUACAGCAGCAUGUUUUGUGUGCAUAAGAGACAAAUUGUUCUGUGCUUGUCUUGUUUUGGAAUGCUCCAUUUUCUAUGUGUUUGCUUUUUGAUUCAAAUAAUCGUGCAUUGUAUAAUAUUAUGAAAUUUUAUACUCAUAAACGUCUUUUCUUUUGGGGAGAUUUAAGGUAACAUUGCAUAUUUUAUUUGCAAUUUUUAAAUU
Lingula anatina is the source of this 1266-nucleotide messenger RNA. RefSeq lists its product as uncharacterized. Lineage: Eukaryota; Metazoa; Brachiopoda; Lingulata; Lingulida; Lingulidae. Gene Ontology annotation, cellular component: mitotic spindle; centrosome; cytosol. The record is from RefSeq and is a predicted model, not a curated record.